AGGUAGUGUAAUCGCACUAUAUUAUCGGCAAGAUCUCCUGUCUAUAUACUGCAAUCAAAGUGUCAGUCUCUGCAGUUGUUGGAGCUAUGAGCGCUGGGGAUGGUAACCUUUCUGAGGAAAAACGUAGUGAUGCAGAACAUAGCAACGUGUCUGAUGACGAGUCAACGGGCACAGGAAGUACGAGCGAGGAAGAAGUAGAGGUGGAGUUGAUGGUGAAAUCCAGAGCAAGGCGUCCUAAUGCGGGGAAUAAAAUGAUGGCACUUAUAGAAUCGAGCAAUCAGGAGGAUGAAUUUUACAAGAGCGCCUACGGAGGUGGAUUCAAUGAGGAUGAUGCUGAUGACGUUUACGAAUCACCUGUACAAUCUGAUGUAGACGAGGUAGACUCAGAUUUUGACAAACCCGAAGAAGAAGAUGAGCCGAUCAGUGAUGAUGAUAAUGAAGAGAAGCGCGGUAGAAGAAAGACCAGAGGCUACAAGGAGCCUCAAAGAGGCCGUGCUGAGUUGCUUGCUAAAAAUAAAGCGUGGGCUGUGGCUAGAAUGGCUGGAAAGGUGGUUGCUGCUAAUACGGUAGAUGCGAAAACACAAGCAGCACGUCUUAAGGAAGCUGAGAAAACGGAAAAGGCGAAUCUGGAAUCUCUGAGGAGAUAUGAACAGUUUGAACUGGAGCGAAAGAAGAAGCGAGAACAUGCGACGGCAAGGCGCAGAGUUCCACCGCCUUACAUCUCUGUCAAGCAUACGCCUAACGAAACAACGUUGGUCGUUCCCGACAUAAAGGUGUUCAAGAAACCAGAAGUGAAGCCAGCGUUUGUCUGCGCUGUCACCGGGCGCCCUGCAAGAUAUCGGGAUCCGGUCACGGGCCUCCCCUACUCGACUCCGUUCACUUUCAAAAUCAUCCGCGAUAAGUAUCACAAAUACUUGAAAACUAUCAAGGAUAAUCCGGAAGUGACAGAGUAUUUUAAGCAGUUUGAGUAGGAAGGGUUCGAAAGGGUUAGGAGUGACAAAUCAAGGACGGUAUUAGGCUCUAUUUUUGGACUUGUGUCAUUCUGAGGGGUUAAUGGAAGUGUUUUUCUUUGCCAUGCUUUUUCUUCAUUUUUCUAAUCAAAGUUUUGCUCAGCUCUUCAAGUUAAGGUAAUUUAUGAUUGUUUCCAUGACCUAUUUUCCCUUCCCCCUACCCCCUCCCCUCCAAAGCAGGUCGAGUAGGACUGGGCUGGAGGGGUUCGGCUGUAUGUUUCGGCUGGCGUUCUUAGGCCUUAUUUUUGAAUUAUUUCCGUCAUUUUGAACUGACCAUAAGUUGGAAGUGUUUCUUGUCUUGCGUUUUCCCUCCUUCGUUUAAUCACUGAGUCAGCAAUUUUUGAGAUGAUACUAUGAUUGUUUCCAUGCCAUGAUGUCUCCCUUUCUCCCAACUACCACUCCUUUGAUGAUUUUAAGAUUCUUUUCGAAACGAACUUGUUUGUCAAAAGCUAUCCUCAUCUUGUCACCAAACCAGUGGUUGCGAUAAAAACCCUUUGGAAAUAAUCCUCGACUAGUUCUUGCGGUUUCUCACUGCUCCCUCUGGCCUACUCGCCGUUCGUUUGCGUCACACAUUCUCCAUUUUCCAUUGUGUUUUUCGAGUCACCUCACGAAUUGGAAGAAAGCGGAGACAUUGUCGAGCUUGCUCUCUCUAUUCUUCUCUAAUUUUCCCGGAUGCUGCUACUCAAACAUUCUAACGACUCUUAGAAAUCUUCGCUCAAAAACUUUCUGUGCACUCUACCCUGUCAGUCAACUUAGAGUUGAAAUUGAGC
This is a messenger RNA of Cylicocyclus nassatus, 1780 nucleotides long. Lineage: Eukaryota; Metazoa; Nematoda; Chromadorea; Rhabditida; Strongylidae. The record is from the annotation of a GenBank genome assembly.